AUGGCGAUCAUGAGUUCGCUACUGCUCGGUCUGUUCUUCUUCGUCUCGAUUGGCGCUGUCCUCGUCCGAAGUCUUGUUCGUCGUUGGCAACAGGAAGGCCAAGCUCAAACAGAAUCAGAUCAGGCGCCGGGAGCGUUUCAAUCAAAUCACAACCGUGGGGGUGACUCUCGUUCAGCUUGUGAAAAUCAAGAGGCAGGUUUUGUCGAGAAGUCACCGCCCGACGAUUUUCGACGGCCAUUGGAUUUCAAUCAACCUGACGAGGGCGCCGAUGUGAGGACUUUGACGAGGACGACUUGGGGAGUGAAGACCGGUUGGUGGGUCACCAUAAUUUACUUGUCAUCGUUCCGGCGAGCAAUCACAAUUUGUCGUGGGGCAUUGGCAUUGCACGUGGUCCAGGUUAAUGUUUAUGGUGGUUGUGGUGGUGUUCGCAGUGCACAAGGAUCAGUUUUGGGAGAAACUGUGGCAGCAUAG
Molecule: messenger RNA, 471 nt
Organism: Linum trigynum
Lineage: Eukaryota; Viridiplantae; Streptophyta; Magnoliopsida; Malpighiales; Linaceae
Source: the annotation of a GenBank genome assembly